AAAUCUACUGGAAUUCUACCAAAUUUUUUAUCUAAUGGAAAACCAAUAUCUUCACUUUUAAUUACUUCUUUUAAUACUAAUAUUAGUACUGAUUCUAAUACAAUUAGUACUAAUAUUAAUACAAGAGAAAGUAGUCCAAAUUAUGAAGCUCAAGCAACUACAGUUGUUUAUAACCAUAUUAUUACUAGUAAAGAAGGAACAACAACUCUUCAUAAAACUAGUACAACUAAUAUAGAUAAUAUGACUACAAGGAUUCAAAAUAAUACUAUCACUAUCAAUCAACAUGGUACUAUUACUUCUAUUCAAGAUAGUACUAUUACUAAGAAUCUUACUAGUUUACAUGAAGAUGAAAUUCAAUUAGCUAAACAAGAAUUUUUAACUGAACAUAUAAAUGAAGUAAAUGUAAUCCAAAAUUCUAUUAAUCAAUUAAAUUUCACAAAUUCUAUGUCAGCUUAA
Molecule: messenger RNA, 456 nt
Organism: Racocetra persica
Lineage: Eukaryota; Fungi; Glomeromycota; Glomeromycetes; Diversisporales; Gigasporaceae
Source: the annotation of a GenBank genome assembly